Messenger RNA from Cyprinus carpio (common carp), 3151 nucleotides. Its product is annotated as zinc finger protein 507-like. NCBI's taxonomy places the organism in Eukaryota, Metazoa, Chordata, Actinopteri, Cypriniformes, Cyprinidae. The transcript is spliced from 7 exons. Gene Ontology annotation, molecular function: DNA-binding transcription factor activity; RNA polymerase II cis-regulatory region sequence-specific DNA binding. Gene Ontology annotation, biological process: regulation of transcription by RNA polymerase II. The coding region runs from base 172 to 2805 and encodes 877 amino acids. The record is from RefSeq and is a predicted model, not a curated record.
UUCUGGCUGAUGUCACUUUCCACAGUCACAUGACCUGCAGCGAGUCACGUGAUCGGGGCUCCAUUCUCGCCAUUUUGAGUCCAGAGUGGAGCACUUUUACACCACAGGAAUAAAAAAAGCAGCGCAUCACGAGCUCCGAGGCCAAAGAUCAGACAGACCUGCCGCAUCAGAAUGGAGGACAGCAGUGGAGUUGCUGUCCUUGUGCCUCACUCUAGAGGCCAGCAGGAUACCGUCUUCAUUCCCGACAGACGUCUUCAUGGUGCCGAGGACCAGCAACGACAGCAGCAAAAGCAGGCUGCAGACUCUCUUAUUCAGGUCAUUGAGAAGCUCAGCAAGAUCGUGGAAAAGCGACCCAGACGAUGCACCGUCUCUGGGAAAAAGAGACCCUUGAUGACCUGUGCUUCUGUUCCCGUACCAGACAGCACUGAAGUGGUCACACCUUGUAAGAGAUCCAGAGAACAAAGGGAUGACCGCCCAACAUCCAGCAGCAAACCUGGGCAUGCGUUCGAACAGGAGCCUUUGAGUUUAGGCACUCGGACGGUCACAUGCUACCAGUGCAGCAUGUGCAGAUUUAUCUCCCCUACAUUGGAGCUGUUGAAAGAACAUCUGCUGCUUCAUGAUGAGCAGCAAAGUGACCUCAUCCUCAUGUGCUCAGAGUGCCAGUUCACUUCAAACCAUCAAGAGGAGCUGGUGACACAUGUAAGACUCCACCUGGAGGAGAGCGAUCAUGCCAGACACAUCCUAGAUGAGCAAGGGGUCGCAUCAGCAAGGAGCGUUCACCAAAGGAUGGCAGUUUUGAAGGCAAGCAAAUUGGAUUCAGAGAAGACGUCCGCUCCCAAGAAGUGGUACAGCUUUGAGCAUGGCAGGUACCGUUGUCUCAUCUGCAACUAUGAAUGCAGACAACAACGCAAUCUGAAGACCCAUGCAUGGAAACAUGCUGGUCUGGUUGAUUGCUCAUACCCCAUAUUUGAAGACGAGAUGGACUGCCCUGGUACCUUACAAAGCUCCAGUCCUCCUUUGGUUCCAGCAGGUAAAGAGGAUACCAUAGUAGUCCUUGCAGCUGUUGGAGGAAAACCUCAGACCAUUCAUGGCUCCUCCAGCCUCCAGCUAGAGCUGUGUGAUACACAAGAAGUGAGGUGUCAUGAGGAGGAGGAAGCUUUGAAAACAGUGGAUACCAAACUCCCAAUGAUCAGUCAAGCGUUUUCUCUUAAAGACCCAGAGGAGCCCUUGGUGGAGGUCCAGGUGACACCAGAAGCCCAAAUGGAGCUGGAGUUGGAGACUGAGAGCCAACAGGCAAGCUCCGACAGCCUCCUGUCCUCUGCGCAGAAGAUUAUCAACUCCAGUGGCAACAGCUCCGGCCACGUCAACGUCAUCGUGGAACGCCUUCCCUGUGCCGAGGAACCGGUGUCCAGCAAACCUUUGCUCCUCAGCCCAGAAGUAGGAGGAGACAAGACCCUCCUUGCUUCUGAGGAGUCAGAGUUAGAGAGCCAGCACAUAUAUUACAAACAAAAGGAGGAGGUUGUGAUCGCCUGGAAUGGAGAAGAUCAACAACAAGAGGAUGAGACAGUGUCUUCAAGUUCUCCCUCAGAUGAAAACGUGCCACCGGUGCGCAGGAGAACUUACUCGGAGUCUCUUCGGCUGCAUUCUUUGGCAGCCGAGGCAUUGGUGGCCAUGCCCAUGAGGACCCCAGAGCUUAGCAGAACCGAUGCGAAAGGUAUCCAUGACCCGAGUACUCAAAGCCCUGACACGGGCCAGAGAAUUAUAGAGAUUGCUGACACCGCCAACCCCAAGGUGUUCUCAGGAGAGCUUGCGGCUGCAAUUGGAGAUCCAGGUGCUCUUCUCAACCUUGGCCUCCAGAGUUCAAAAGAGUCUCGAGAUGUGCUGGUCGAGGGACCCUCCAAAGCUGGAAUCAGCAUGUCUCUUUUGACUGUCAUCGAGCGACUGCAAGAGCGUUCUGACCAAAACACUUCAGACGAGGACAUUCUGAAGGAGUUGCAGGACAAUGCCCAAAGCCAACAUGGAGGGGGAGUGUCUGGGGGUGCUGCUGUGCCUGGCGACAUUUCCACUACAGACGAUCUGGUGGAAUAUAUUGCUGGGAGCGAAAAGCCCUACCGCUGUCGACUGUGCCUGUACAGCAGCGGAAACAAAGGUUACAUAAAGCAGCACCUACGUGUGCAUAGACAAAGAGAACCCUACCAAUGCCCCAUCUGUGAGCAUAUCGCCUGUGACAGUAAGGACCUAGAGAGUCACAUGAUCCACCACUUCAAGCCUCGCAUGUACAGCUGCAAACAGUGCACUGAAAGGUUCCACUACAAGAGUCAGCUGAGAAACCACGAGAGAGAUGGGCAUGGGAUAGACGACAUCAGCAGCACACUGACCCACGUCGCUGAAAGCACAGCAAUCAUUGAAGAGCCAGUCAAGAUAACAGAUGAGGAUUCGGUUGCUGAGCAGAGCGUUUUCAAAUGUGAUGUGUGCGACUACACCAGCUCCACGUAUGUUGGGGUGCGCAACCAUCGGCGAAUCCACAACUCUGAUAAACCAUACAGGUGCUGCAGCUGUGAUUUCGCCACAACUAAUAUGAAUAGCCUGAAGAGCCACAUGAAGAGACAUCCACAGGAACACCAAGCCAUGCAGCUGCUGGAGCAGUACAGGUGCUCUCUGUGUGGUUACGUGUGCAGCCACCCACCAUCUCUCAAAUCCCACAUGUGGAAACACGCAGGAGAUCAGAAUUACAACUAUGAGCAAGUCAACAAGGCUAUCAAUGAGGCCAUUUCCCAGAGCAGCCGUCUCCUACUACACCUCUGAAGUCAGCACAUGAGACUGGGGUGGAGCGUCCAUGUAUUGUCUUGAGCAGAAAAGACAAACAGUCACCUGAGGUGGCUUCUGCUACAGGCGGGCCAGAGGGCAACCCCGUGAGGUCGCAGGCCAGUGGAGCUGUGGCGUGGCGGAGCGGCUCGGGGCAGACACGGCCAGGUAUGGAAUACUGUGUGCUGCUCUUUUGCUGCUGUAUCUGUGGCUUCGAGUCCAGCAGUAAGGAGCAGCUGAUGGAGCACAUGAAGCAGCACGAGGGAGAUCUGAUCAGCAUCAUACUGAGCAAGGAGCAGCAGGGAAAUCAGCCCACAGAGACCAGCAGCAGCCAGUGACGCACACG